UAUAAAAAGAAGCAAGGGGAAGGAAGAACAUGAUCUGCAAUGAAAAGCUAUUCUUAAAUCCAAGGCUCCGAGUAUUGUUGCCACUGAUAUUGUGACUUUUGAAAGUGAAAGGCAAAUUUGUAAGUUUACUGGAUGCAGCAUGAAUUGCUUUGGUCUGGAUUUAAUCCCAAACAAUCUAUGAAAUCCAAACUCAACCAAUCAUAUUCAAGCAAAUUGCCAGGUGUGCCUCACUGUCCCAUACCUUUAAAACCACUCAGAUGAUGAUAUUUCCAAAAGAAGGCCAUCUCCUCCCUUCUCUCUCUCCCCUCCAAAAACCAUGCCAUUAGCAGCAGCAGCUUUGCAGUCAUCUCUGUGCUUCUCUUCUCAUAAUCCUCCAUCAUCAUCAUCUACUGCCUCCAAUUCCCAGGCAUUAAACACAAGCACAAACACCCAAUUGCCUGCAAAACCCAAAAGCCUCCUCCAAAAGCACCCUCUCUACACACCCACCCACACCAAACUCUCCCUCCAAUUCAAAGAGAAAAUCCUAUGCCUUGAAAUCAUGGGAGUUGAUGCAGGCAAGGCACUCUCCCAAAACCCUUCUCUCCACACAGCCUCUCUUCACUCCAUCCACUCCAUAAUCUCCUUCCUCCAAUCCAAAGGCAUCCACCAAAAGGACCUGCCCAAGAUCUUUGGAAUGUGCCCCAACAUUCUCACCUCCAGCAUCAAAAGUGACCUCAACCCAGUUUUCAUCUUCCUCUCAGAAGACCUCAAAGUCCCAGAACACAGCUUCAGAAAGGUCAUCAACAAGUGCCCCAGAUUGCUUGCUUGCAGUGUAAUAGACCAGCUCAAGCCAGCUCUGUUUUAUCUUCAGAGACUUGGGUUCAAGAACCUGGAUGCCCUGGCUUACCAUGACUCUGUGCUACUGGUUUCAAGUGUGGAGAAAACCCUAAUCCCCAAACUGGAGUUUUUGCAGAGCUUAGGUUUCCCAAGAGAUGAGGCUGUUGGGAUGGUGCUGAGGUGUCCUGGACUGCUAACUUUCAGCAUUGAGAAUAACUUCAAGCCAAAGUUUGAAUACUUUUCUGUGGACAUGGGGAAGAAGUUGGAGGAGCUGAAGCAAUUUCCUCAGUACUUUGCUUUCAGCCUGGAGAAGAGGAUAAAGCCAAGGCACAUGGAGGUUGUGCAGAGGGGAGUGGAAGUGCCUCUGCCAUUGAUGCUCAAGAGCACUGAUGAUGAGUUCAGGGAGUUGCUGGGGGAAUUUGGGGGUGGAUGAGAUGAGCCAGCUCUGCCAAUUUGUGCUCUCUUUUUUCUCUCCUUGCAAAUCUUCUGACUGUCUACUUUUUUAUUUUGUUUUACAAGGUCAUCUUAGAUUGUGUAUUUGCACAGUUUGGAUAAUUUUUAAAG
This is a messenger RNA of Prunus avium (sweet cherry), 1380 nucleotides long. Its product is annotated as Mitochondrial transcription termination factor family protein. The record is from RefSeq and is a predicted model, not a curated record. Gene Ontology annotation, molecular function: double-stranded DNA binding. Lineage: Eukaryota; Viridiplantae; Streptophyta; Magnoliopsida; Rosales; Rosaceae. Gene Ontology annotation, biological process: regulation of DNA-templated transcription.